AUGGCUCAGGUCCCGCCUCCCAAGUCGAAGCUCGACAUCCUGCCCAGGAUGCAGGCAAAGGGGCCCUUCUCCGUUCCCUCUCCCGGCGCCGAAGCCAAGGACGGCGAGACUCUGCCCCGCCGACUUCCCCAGGCGGUCCCCGACCUCAUCACCGUCCCCGGCAGCGGCAAGAUCACAACUACCUUCGAGCUCGUCAAGCAGAGCGCCGAGAAGUACGGCAACGCCAGGUGCUUGGGCUCGCGCAAGCUGGUCAACACCCACCGAGAGACCAAGAAGGUGAAGAAGAUGGUUGACGGCGAGGAGCGCGAGGUCGACAAGCAAUGGACCUACUUUGAGCUGAGCCCCUACGAAUACAUCACCUUCCACGAGUACGAGCGCCUUACCCUCCAGCUCGGCUCCGGUCUGCGCAAGAUUGGCUUGACCAAGGCCGAUCGUCUGCACCUCUACGCCGCCACGAGCCAACACUGGCUGGCAAUGUCUCAUGGCGCUGCCUCUCAGUCCAUGCCCGUGGUCACCGCCUACGACACCCUCGGCGAAGAGGGACUCAAGUACUCCAUGGUGGCUACCUCCGCCAAGGCCAUCUUCCUCGACCCCCACCUGCUGCCUACGCUGGGCAACGUUCUCCAGGAGGCAAAGGACAUUCGCUACGUUAUCUGGAACAACCAGCACCAGAUCCAGCAGACACACCUCGAGCAGCUCAAGUCUGCCCACCCCGAGAUCCAGGUCAUGAGCUUCGAGGAGUUGCGAAAGCUCGGCGAGGAGAACAUGGUCGACCCGGUCCCUCCCGCCACCGAGGACCUGUGCUGUAUCAUGUACACAUCUGGCUCAACCGGAACCCCCAAGGGUGUUCCCCUCAAGCACAAGGCCGUUGUGGCCGCUGGUAUGUCUUUCCCCGGAACUCCCUUCAUUGGCCCCGGCGACGGUCUCCUGACCUACCUCCCGCUCGCCCACAUCCUCGAGUUCGUCUUUGAGAACGCCUGCAUCUACUGGGGCACAACCAUGGGCUACGGCAACCCCAAGACCCUGUCCGACAACUCUGUCCGCAACUGCGCCGGUGACAUUCGGGAGUUCAAGCCCUCCGUCAUGGUUGGUGUCCCCGCGGUGUGGGAGACUGUCAAGAAGGGCAUUAUCGCCAAGGUCAACGCCGGCAGCGCCCUCGUCAAGACUUUGUUCUGGAACGCCCUGUCUGCCAAGCAGCACAUGAUGAGCCUUGGUGUUCCCGGCACCGGCGUGCUCGAUUCCGUGGUCUUCAAGAAGCUCAAGGAGGCCACCGGUGGUCGUCUCAAGCUUUGCAUGAACGGAGGUGGUCCCAUUGCGAAGGAAACCCAGCAGUUCAUUUCAAUGGCCAUCGCCCCAAUGAUUAUCGGCUACGGUCUCACAGAGACCACGGCCAUGGGCUGCCUGACGAACCCGUUGGAGUUCAGCGUCAACAACAUGGGCGCGAUGCCCGCGUCCAUUGAGAUCAAGCUGGUCGACUUUGCCGAGGCCGGCUACUACGCCACCAACAAGCCCAACCCUCAGGGUGAGGUUUGGAUCCGUGGACCCUCCGUUCUGGAGGAGUACUACCAGAACCCCAAGGAGACCAAGGAGGCCAUCACCGAGGAUGGUUGGUUCAAGACUGGCGACAUUGGCGAGUUUGACAGCCAAGGUCACCUGAAGCUGAUUGACCGCAAGAAGAACCUGGUCAAGACUCUCAACGGCGAGUACAUUGCGCUCGAGAAGCUCGAGUCCAUCUACCGCGCUGCUGCUGUGGUUGCCAACAUUUGCAUCUACGCCGACGCCAACAAGGCCAAGCCCAUUGCCAUCAUCGUGCCUGCUGAGCCGGCUCUGAUCAAGCUCGCGGAGAGCAUCGGCGUCCAGGGCAGCAAUCUGGAGGGGCUGGUGCACGACAAGAAGCUGCAGAGCGCCGUCCUCAAGGAGCUGCAGAAUGCCGGCCGCUCAGGUGGCCUUUCUGGCAUUGAAAUCAUUGAGGGCGUUGUCAUGUCCGACGAGGAGUGGACACCACAAAAUGUGAGCAUCCUUGAUUCAUAUUCCCAAGCAACUGCUAACCAUUCCCAGGACCUCGUCACGGCCGCACAGAAACUUCAGCGCAAAAAGAUCCUCGAAAAGUACAAGUCCGAGGUGAACAAGGCCUACGGUUCGUCUUAA
Colletotrichum lupini is the source of this 2148-nucleotide messenger RNA. Its product is annotated as AMP-binding enzyme. Gene Ontology annotation, molecular function: long-chain fatty acid-CoA ligase activity. The record is from RefSeq and is a predicted model, not a curated record. NCBI's taxonomy places the organism in Eukaryota, Fungi, Ascomycota, Sordariomycetes, Glomerellales, Glomerellaceae. Gene Ontology annotation, cellular component: endoplasmic reticulum; plasma membrane; lipid droplet. The transcript is spliced from 2 exons. Gene Ontology annotation, biological process: long-chain fatty-acyl-CoA metabolic process; long-chain fatty acid metabolic process. Bases 1 to 2148 code for a protein of 715 amino acids.